AUGAAUCUUUACGGCCAGACCGAUCCGAUCAAGGCAAAACUAUUUGUCACUACGUUGAAGGGCAAAGCUCAGGAGUGGUUCACAAGCUUAGGUAGUGGAACCAUUGAUUCUUAUGAGCAAUUAAUUCACAAGUUUUCUUUUCAUUUUGCCAGUAAAAGAAAAGCGAAGAGAUCGGCGACCCAUCUGUUCACGAUCCGACAGCGGGAGGACGAAACGCUGAAGACUUUCAUGGGGCGAUACAAUAAUGAAGUGUUGGAGGUACAAGAUUUGAGAAUUGACAUGAUGGUGAGCAUUUUAAUCCAUGGCAUGCAAAAAGGUCCUUUUGCAUCGGCGCUGGCGCGCGACCCGCCUAUGGGGACGGAGCAGUUGAUGGAGAUGGCCCAAAAGUAUAUCGAUGAGGAAGAAAUGAACGCUAUGAAGGAUAGCUAUUGGUCCAAAGAUCCUGCCAGAAUGAGGGGAGAAAGGUCGCGGGAAGGAAAACAACGAGCGGAAGGAGAUCGUAAGCGGAAAGGACCUUACGUGCCCCGAUACCAUAGAUACACUCCAUUAACAACCACCAGAGAGAAGGAUAGAGGGCAUAACACGGAAGAUUGCUACCAACUAAAAGACGAGAUCGAACGGCUAGUGAGGCAAGGGUAUUUUAAGCAUUUGAUCGACAGGAGAGCAGAGGCACGAGAUCACAGUAGAUCGCGGAGUCGUGAAAGGCUCCAAAGGGAUGAAGCAGGAGCGAGCGGAGCUCGAGACAAUGCACCCACGAAGGGUGUUAUUCACACUAUAUCUGGGGGACCCACAAGUAGGGAUUCGGCCAGAGCAAGGAAAAAAUAUGCUAGAGAAAGCAAGUGGAAGCACGGUGAGCUAAUGAUGCAUGUGGAAAAACAGGAGAACAUCGUCUUCGGGGAUGAGGAUUUGAGUUCUGAUAUGCUCGACCAGAAUGACCCUAUGGUGUUAAUUGAUAAUGGUAGCUCCGUUGACAUUAUUUUUAGUGAUGUCCUCAGGAAGAUGGAUUUGGGAGGUGUGAGACUGAAGCCUGUACGAACACCCCUGGUCGGGUUCGGAGGUAACGAGGUCAUCCCAGAAGGUGUAAUUGAGCUACCCAUGUCGCUGGGGGAGGAACCCAAGAGGAAGACAUGCAUGGUCCCAUUCCUGGUCGUCGAUAGCCCAUUCACGUAUAAUGUUGUAUUGGGACGACCAAGACUGAACAAAUUUCGAGCAGUAGUGUCCACUUUUCAUCUGAAGAUGAAGUUUCCAACACCACAGGGAAUCGGCGAGGUCACAUGCAACCAACGAACAGCUAGGCAGUGCUACAAUCUAGCUGUGAAACAGGGAGAGUCGAAGAAAGAAAAAAGGAAGGAGGAAGCAAACCGAGGAGAGGAGGCUAAGUGA
Molecule: messenger RNA, 1383 nt
Organism: Sesamum indicum (sesame)
Lineage: Eukaryota; Viridiplantae; Streptophyta; Magnoliopsida; Lamiales; Pedaliaceae
Source: RefSeq, a predicted model, not a curated record